Cydia amplana is the source of this 2990-nucleotide messenger RNA. RefSeq names its product apical junction molecule-like. The transcript has 19 exons. The record is from RefSeq and is a predicted model, not a curated record. Gene Ontology annotation, cellular component: microtubule cytoskeleton. Gene Ontology annotation, biological process: microtubule cytoskeleton organization. NCBI's taxonomy places the organism in Eukaryota, Metazoa, Arthropoda, Insecta, Lepidoptera, Tortricidae. The coding region runs from base 135 to 2909 and encodes 924 amino acids.
GCGAACGGAACGCAGUGUCCGUCGUAUAGAUCGCUGGCUGGCUGUCUGGCUGAAAAUAGUGAACGAAGUAUGAGUUUUCGAAUAUGUUCGAUUAAAAAGUGAAGUGAAUUAGUGAGUGACUGUCAUCCAGCAAGAUGGUUGAUGACGUGAAUAUUGCGGAAACCGCUGAAAGUAAAGCGUCUGCAGAAGCUCUAGACAGAGCCAGAUUAGCCCGAGAAAGACGCGAAGCGGAACAAAGGAAGCGGCUCGAUGAGCUGCGAGCACACGCAGCGGCCGCGCAAGCGCAGCGCGAGAAGCGAGACGAGGAGCGACGGAAGAGGCAGGCCGAGCAGAGAGCGAGGGAUGACGACAGGAGGGUGCAGGUAGAAGAACGCAAACGUGCGAUAUGGGAGGCUUCAGUAUCGCGACGCGAAGCGUUGCUGCAACGGGAGCGCGAGCGCACGGAGCGUCUAGAGCGCGCGCGUGCUUCACGCUCGUCCCCCCGCUCCGCGUUCGCCUUCGGAUCAUCCACCCCCCGCCUCCUCGAACCGAUCGACUCAGCGGGAUUCUUCUGGGCCGCGCGCAGUACCAACCCCAUUGAUCAGAUGAACUUUUUUGAGUCACUGGCGGCAUCAACAACAAAUGUGAUGUUCGCGUCUGCGCCGCUCACGAGGCGCGCGUCCGCGCUGCAUCUCGACUCAGACAUUGAUAACAAAGACGAACCCGACCGACAGCCACCCGUAGCCAUGUGGUCGAGUGUGGCGCGGCGCCGCACCGAUCUCGUGCCCACGCUGCCCGCGCCGCGCGCCCCAGGUAGAGCCUACUCCAUGACGCGGCUCGACAAGCUGCCGUCGCGUCCCCUCUCCGGCUCGCCCUCCAUGCACCACCUCAACAGGACCCAGCCGCGGUCGGGCGACACGACGCCGGGCUCGCGGCCGUGCAGCGCGCUGUCGGCCGCGCCGCCGCCGCCCGCGCUGCGCGCCCGGCCCGCCCGCCGCCCGCGCCCCGCCUCCAUCGCCGGCACCGGCGUCAACACGCCCCGAGGCGGGCUGGACACGAGCAGCCCGAGCGCGGCCACGACGCCGUCGGUGUCGCGCGACAGCACGGUGAUGGCGGCCGCCGUGCCGCGCCGCGCGCACACCACGCCGCGCCGCCCGCGCCCCGUCUCGCUGCACGUCUCGCGGCCAGCAGUGGCAGCCACCACGCCCACUGCGCCGGGCGAAGGCAAGCCGCCCUUGCACAGAAAGCCAAAGCCCUCCAAAGAGCAUGCCAACCGCAAGUCCACGUCCGCGUCGCCCGGCCGCGCGCUCUCGCCUUCGCCCCACCACUCGAAGGAGCCUAGCCAGGACAAAGAUGUUGUCAAGCAAAAGCCGAGUGAUAAGAAUCACGUCAACGCGCACGAAGUGAGUCAAAAGCUGGAAGCGUUACAGAUACAUAAUGGAAAUGAAAUUGCCAGACAGCCACUACACGAUAAGGUUAAUGAAAACAAAGAAAACCAGAAUAUAAACAUAGUCAAUCCACCGGUUGCGGUAAAUAAAGUAGAAGAGGCCAAGCCUGAAAUAGUAGAAGUAAAGAAGCCAGUCGAAGUGCAGAAAGUAGAUGAUAACAAACAAAUUGUAGAAGAAAAUAAAGAAAUUGUAGAACAAAAAGUAGAAAAAGUCGAGGAGAAAGUAGAAAAAGUAGAGCAAAUAAUUGAAAAGCCCGAGGAAAAGAAAGAAAUUGUUGUAGAAAAGAAAGUAGAAGAAAAGAAAGAAAAGUCGGAAGAGAAAAAAGUUGAAGAAAAGAAAGAACCGUCCCAAGAAAAGGCUGAAGAAAACGAGAUGACUGCAUCUAUGAUUUCGCGACGCAUCACAACGGAGGAGGAAGCCAAGGCCGCGCUGGCCGAGCGCCGCCGCCGCGCCCGCGAGGAGCUGGAGCGGCAGGCCGAGCUCGAGCGGCAGAGACUGCAACGCGAAGCCGAGGAGGAGGCCGAAAGGCAACGCCUUGAUGAGGAGCGGCAGCGGCGCGAAGAGGAGGAGGCCAAAGAGCUGGCGCGCCUGCAGCGUGCCGAGCAAGAGGAGAAACUUAGGAAAGCCAUCGAGGCGCAACAGCAACUAGAGCGCUCGGAGGCCGAGCGCAAAGCGCGCGAGGAGGCCGAGCGAGCGGCGCGCGUGGUCGAGGAGAACGAGAAGCGGCGCCAGGCCGAGGAGGCCGAGCGUCUCCGCCGCGAGGAGCUCGAGCGCACCGAGCGCGAGCGCGUGGCGCGCCGCCAGCGCGUCGAGGCCAUCAUGGCGCGCACGCGCCUCAGGAAGGUAGGCACACGUAGGGCCGAGGAGGCCGAGCGUCUCCGCCGCGAGGAGCUCGAGCGCACCGAGCGCGAGCGCGUGGCGCGCCGCCAGCGCGUCGAGGCCAUCAUGGCGCGCACCCGCCUCAGGAAGGCCGAGGAGGCCGAGCGUCUGCGCCGCGAGGAGCUCGAGCGCACCGAGCGCGAGCGCGUGGCGCGCCGCCAGCGCGUCGAGGCCAUCAUGGCGCGCACGCGCCUCAGGAAGACCGACACCACGCGCCAGGCCGAGGAGGCCGAGCGUCUCCGCCGCGAGGAGCUCGAGCGCACCGAGCGCGAGCGCGUGGCGCGCCGCCAGCGCGUCGAGGCCAUCAUGGCGCGCACCCGCCUCAGGAAGGCCGAAGAAGAUAAGAAGCAACAAGAAGAGAAAGAGCAGCCGACGGCCAAGAGCGCAUCAAACGACAACGCCAACAACGCGUUGGCGGCGCCCACCAACAACGGCAACGCCAACAGCAUGGCGCACAUCUCCGCCUCCUUCCUGCAGGGCGAGCGCGGCGCCGAACUCGCCCAGAAGCAAGCGGCCGACGCCUUCGACGACGACUUUUCCACGCACAACGGCCACGGCGCCGCCGCACGACCACACCCGCUCACGCUGCAGAACGCCAUCUAGGGCCCCGACCGAACAAACCGAACUAAUCGUUCGCCUGACAACGUCCACGAACGACUUAUCGCGGAUUAAGCUCUAUUUUUA